Penicillium samsonianum is the source of this 546-nucleotide messenger RNA. RefSeq names its product LapA family protein. The record is from RefSeq and is a predicted model, not a curated record. The transcript has a single exon. NCBI's taxonomy places the organism in Eukaryota, Fungi, Ascomycota, Eurotiomycetes, Eurotiales, Aspergillaceae. The coding region runs from base 1 to 546 and encodes 181 amino acids.
AUGGCAUACCGUUUUCCAUUCGAAUGCGAGCCCUUCUACAUGCGCCCCCUCUUGAUGACCAAGUCUAUUUUCGGUGCAUUCUUCACAAUUUUGAUCUACUUCGUGAUCCCAAUAGCUGUGGCACUGGUCAUAAUAUUAGCCAUUGCGUUCGUGUUAUUCGCGAUACUUGCCGUGUUGUUUGGCUGGGGUCCGAGUCUUGAUGAGAUUAAAGCGAAGAGAGAGAAAGAAAAGAGCGAGCGAGAACAGAAAGAGCGUGAUCAGGAAGCAAACCAGGGUGAUCAGAAGGACAAUCAGGGUGAUCAGAAGGGUAAUCAGGGUGAUGAGAAGGAAAAGCAGGCAAUCCCAGAUGCAUACCGGUUUACCGCUCCUCUGCCCGCAACUGCGAGUGGCUUCGGUGGUACAUACGACCUGACAAGGCGUCUUGAGAUUGAGCUUGAACUUCUUGGUGAGAUGGUAGUUGCCAGGAAGGAGAGGUUGGCGGCUUUGAAGAUGACGCAUUCUGGGGAUGAUUCUUCGUAUUUGGAGGUCUUGGAGAAGCUUGAAUAA